Plasmodium vivax (malaria parasite P. vivax) is the source of this 2764-nucleotide messenger RNA. RefSeq lists its product as hypothetical. The transcript is spliced from 2 exons. Bases 545 to 2764 code for a protein of 739 amino acids. The record is from RefSeq and is a predicted model, not a curated record. Lineage: Eukaryota; Apicomplexa; Aconoidasida; Haemosporida; Plasmodiidae.
ACCCACCUUUUCUAAUUUAUAUAUAUAAAUAUAUAAUAUGAAGCAUUUUUUAUUAUUUUAUUAUCCAAUUUAUAUCUAAAAGGAUGCAAACCGUAUAUAUAAUAUUUUCACUUUUUUUUUAUAUAUUUUUCCGUUUUUUUCAAAAAAAUAAAUUUUAAGGGUAAAACGUAUUUUGUUCGGCAAAAAUAGAUACCACAUAAAUUACAAAUACGCGUGAUAUAAGCAAAAAAUGCAUUCAUAUAUUUUUCCAUUUUUUACGCAAUUUAUUUUAUUUAUUUAUCAUUCCUGCCAUUUUUACGUAAUAAAAUAUUUGUUAAAAUAUUUUUAUUUAAUUCAGUUUUUUGCUUUUUAUACAUAUAUAUUUUUUUAUGUAAUUUUUUAUGCAUAAUUUAGAAAAAUUGAAAUGUUUAUUUCUUUUUUAUUAUAUUGCCAAAAGUAUAAUAAAUUUAGAAAAAUAAACACUGUUCGAAAUUUACUACAAAUUUCAUAAUAUAUAAAAAAACUAUAGCAUUCCAAAUGUUUUAGAAACAUAUAAGAGAGUCACAUGAAAGAAAAAACGAACUAUUCAUCCUUAACUAAAUUUUUCGCGGUUUCCCUUUUGGUGUGGGUAUGCCAGUAUUCUAAUGAGUCAUCUGCCACCGGUAAAUCAUGGAUUGAGGAACACGGCAAAAACAACUCAUUAGCUGCAAGAGCUGGUAGGGUAUUAAGGGAGGAUGAAGAAGUAAUUGCAGAACAGAGAAAUGCCUUCCUUAAAGAAAAGUUGAUAGGAUUAAUAGAAGAUGGAGAAGAAGAAACUGAUGACAAUUUCAACUUUGCAAAAAGGUUUAAUGCGUUAAUACAGGAAGAAAACUUCCAAAAAGGAUUAAAUUCAUUGAUGAAAGAUGAAAACAAAAAAAGACAAAUGAACCCCUAUGAAUAUGAUGAUGAUAUUGUAAAAUUGCACAACACAUUCAAUUUUAAAGACAACAAUAAGAAUGUUGACAAGGAUGUAAAUUUAAUAGAAUUUGAAGAUUUUGGAAAAGUGCAAAAUUUACAAAAAUUGAACAACCAACCUGCGAAACAGACGAACCCAUUUACUGUUUCUAACGAUUACGCAAAACAAAGUAGUUCCCAAAAUUUGUACAGCGAUUCUGCAAAAAGAGUAAAUAAACUUGCUCCUUCUGAUGACUUCGGAAAACUCCACAAUUCUAUUAACGUUAACAAACAACCUGUGAACAAACCAACUAUAAUUGCUCCUACUGACGACUUCGAAAAGCUCCACAAUUCUAUUAACGUCAACAAACAACCUACGGACAAACCAACUGCAAUUACUCCUUCUGACGACUUCGGAAAGCUCCACAAUUCUAUUAAUGUUAACAGACAACCUACGGACAAACCAACUGCAAUUACUCCUUCUGACGACUUCGGAAAGCUCCACAAUUCUAUUAAUGUUAACAGACAACCUGUGAAAAAACCAACUAUAAUUCGUCCAGUUGACGGUUUCGUAAAACAACAAAAUUACCAAAAUGUUAACAAACAAUCAACAAAAGAGCCCAGUUUAGUUGAUUCUACGGACGACUUUGAAAAACUACACAAUUCAUUAAGUUAUAAAAAGCCAAAUGAAAAAAGAUCAAGUGCAUACAGAGAUAACGAUAAUUUUGAAAAAAGAUAUAGUACAUUAAAAGAUGACUUCUAUUCUGAGAAACUAUUUAAUAGUGCAUAUAAAAAAGGCAACUACGAAUCUAAAGAUAAAGCUCACGAAUUAUCAUAUUAUGAUGAUGAACCAAGGAGACAUCAGAAUUAUAAAAGUGAUUUCAGUGAUUUAAAGAAAAAUGGAAGACCUAAUGCACAUUUUGAUAAGAUGUAUAACGAUUUACUAAAAGGAACCAAUUUUGAAUCAGAAAAAAGAGUUCUAAAAUAUGUAGAUGAUCAACCAAGAAAUGGUUCAGGAAAACCAUUAAUUGACUUUUCAGAAGAUUUUCCCAAAAAUAGCUAUGAAAGAUAUUCCAAUGAUGUGAGAAAAAGUCCUUAUACUAAAAGUAGAUCAAGUGCAUUGUCAUAUGCCCAAAAUGUCGAAAAAAUACUUAAUAAAUUAAAAUAUUUUAGUAAUGUUGAAACAGCAGUUCGUGAAUUAAAAAAUGAUCCUAGCUUUAAAAAAAUACUUAAUGAACUACAAAAUGGUAACGCACUUGAAAGACUAUUUUAUGUAUUGAAAUAUUCUGACGAUUCUGAAGAAAUAAUUUCUGAAUUGAAAAAAAGUGACAACAUUGAAAAAUUAAUUUAUGUAUUGAACCAUUACGAAAAUAAUUCUCAACCCCCAAAAAGAGAAACAUUAAAAAAGGCAUCAUCAAAAAAAGAUUAUGAUGGAAACAGUAAAUUAUCAUUAUUAAACAUAAAAAAGAAAAAAAUAAUAUUGUGGAUAACGAAAAUGUUCAAUAAAUUUGAUAAAAUGUAUGAAGAUCAGUUGUUAUCUUUAUUCAGUUCCGACUUAGAUGAUGAUGAGAAUGAUUCUUCAGAGCAUAAAAAAAUUUUGCAUAUUGUGAAAUACGUUAAAGUUCUAAUACCAAUUGCACUGUGUGCAGUAAUCAUAGCCGUUUUUAGUGUAUUGCAAAAUGUUACCUAUUAUAUCAUAUCAGCCCUAUUAGCUGCCUCAGCAGUAGGAUAUACCAUCUUUAAAUUAAAGAAAUGCCAUUAUAAGAAAAAAGUCGAAAGAAUAAACAAGGAAAAUGCAAAAAAAUCUUCAAAACCAUCAAAACCAUCAAUAAUAAAAACCUUUGCUUUCUAA